This is a messenger RNA of Rasamsonia emersonii CBS 393.64, 882 nucleotides long. RefSeq lists its product as uncharacterized. The record is from RefSeq and is a predicted model, not a curated record. The coding region runs from base 1 to 882 and encodes 293 amino acids. NCBI's taxonomy places the organism in Eukaryota, Fungi, Ascomycota, Eurotiomycetes, Eurotiales, Trichocomaceae. The transcript has 7 exons. Gene Ontology annotation, molecular function: methyltransferase activity.
AUGAGUGAGCAAACUCCGUUGGAGGUCGAUAGUGCCGAACUAUACGAUGCGAGCUCCAUCCUGACAGAGACGCAAUUGGGCACGCCGUCCGUUCAGAACUACAGAUUUGAGAAUGGCCGCCGUUACCACGCCUUCCGCGAAGGCUCGUACAUGAUGCCCAACGACGAGAAGGAGCAGGAACGGCUCGACUUAGCCCACCACAUCUUCCGAAUGAUCCUCCGCGGACGUCUGUACCGCGCGCCGCUCCCACGCCAGCCACGCCAUGUGCUCGACUUCGGCACCGGCACCGGGUCGUGGGCCAUCGACUUUGCCGACGAGCAUCCGGACAGCCAGGUCGUGGGGAUCGACCUGUCUCCGAUCCAGCCCAGCUCGCACCCGCCCAACUGCCGCUUUUUUGUCGACGAUGUCGAGUCGCCGUGGACGUUCGAGGAGGAGAAAUUCGACUACGUCCACGGUCGGGCCAUGGCGGGCGCGAUCCGGGACUGGGAUGCCCUGCUCGAACAGGUCUAUGCCAAUCUGACGGAGGAUGGAUGGGUGGAGUUGCAGGAGAUCAAUCAACCGAUGAACACCGCCGAGACAAUGAAGGAGCGGCUAGAGAGGCUGGGCUUUGUCGAUGUCAGAGACGACAUUUACAAGGUCCCCGUUGGCCCCUGGUCCAAAGACCGCCGGCUGAAGGAAAUCGGCUACCUGACGCUGUUCCACUGCCUCGAAGCGUUGGAGGCCUUCACAUUGGCACCGUUUACGCGAGUGCUGAUGUGGUCGACGGAGGAAAUCCGGAAGCUGAUGGACGGCGUCAAGGGGGAGCUGAGCAACGGGCAGAAUCAUCUCCUAAUAACACAGCACAUCAGUGCGAAUAUAUUAUUAGCAAGCCAAGAAAAUUGA